UCGACGAAAAGCUGUGCGCAACAGACGUGUAAUCGGCGCGUCUCUUUUAUUCUUGUCGUGCGCGUGAAAAAAAAGGUUAAAUAUAUUAUAAUUUAUACACGAAUGUACGCAAUAUAAUGUGCUUCAUAUGGAAAAUUAUACACAAAACUUACAACUGCAAUUAAAUUCAAUUAACGAACAAACCGGUUCUCAAUUUUACAAAUAUAUAACACAAUAAUAAUUAUAAUUCUGUCAAUUAAUUUCACGGCAAGUGAAAUUAGCGGCGACAGUUUAAACAAAAAUCUGCGGAAAGUUACCACAACAAAUACCAAAACUUAUAUUAUGUUUAUAUAAACUAUGUGUAUUUUAAUGGUGUGCAAAUAACAGUAAAUAAAAAUAUAAGCAAACAAAACAGCAGAAUUAUUUACACAAUAAUAAAAUAUAAGCCAGACAGACAUGGUCUAUUCCAUAAAGAACAGUGAAACUGGUGAGUUUGAGUAUUUUUAUACUGAUUCAGCACGCAUCAAGCAACCGAAAUAUGAUGAGGAGACUGGAGAACCGGUCAACGAUCAGAUGAAAGUGCGAUACCGAAAGCACGGUAAUUUUCAUGUGCCAAGGCAUUUUCUGCGUGGCACAAUCUGUGACGAGAUGGACAAUGUGCUGGCAAAUAAAUAUCAGAGGGAUUUGGAUAUUACAGCCAAGCAUUUAGUUGGCGCCGAUUCGACCCGCCGGGUCGAGUCCAAGUUGAAGAAAACAAGGCCGGGCUAUGAGCGUGAGGAUUACAUUGAAAUGGAUGGCGUUAGUAGCAACAUCAUUCUGGGCUACAAGCGCACCAACUCCUUCUUGCUCUUCCUCAUACCGACUCUCUUCUGCUGGAGUCUCGCCGUUUGGUGUGUGCUCUCAAUACUGGAGAUAAUUCUGCACAUGAUGUCACAUCGCAAGAACUCGCUAACCAUGCAGAAGGGCAUCUAUUUUAAAAGUCCACUGCACGUCCUGUCCUCACACUUUUGCGCCAUUUGUCGCUAUGAGACGGACAGCAAAUAUAAUCGCACCUUUGAUAUGUUAAACAAACAGAUGAGAAUUGCACAUCGUUCGGAAGCAUUGAAGAAUAUAACGAAAGCCAUUGCCUAAAUAGAAUUCAAAAUAACAAUUAUACAAUUAACAACUUUACACUUUAAUAAUGGUAAUAUAAAAACGAUUAUUGUUUCCAUGUUCAAUAAUAAUAAAUGCACAAAUAUAUCACUUUGA
Molecule: messenger RNA, 1227 nt
Organism: Drosophila innubila
Lineage: Eukaryota; Metazoa; Arthropoda; Insecta; Diptera; Drosophilidae
Exons: 3
Coding region: 436-1110 (224 amino acids)
Source: RefSeq, a predicted model, not a curated record